GUUAAGGCUUUCUUUCUGUAAUCCAGAGGAAAAUGACUUAUUUUAAAAUGCAGUAAAAACACCGCAUUCCUUUGGCACAGGAUGAAGACCAGCUCCGCUCUUCAGUCCUGGAUCAUUGUCUAUUGUUCUCCAAACAGUAAACCACUAUUUCUCACCAGAGAUUGCGGGCUGCAGUUCUGUCCGAGCCCUGGGCUUCUCAUGAAUAUGAAGUGAAGGGCUCUGACCCAGAAAGUGGUUCUGAGCAGGGUAAAAUGGGGUCUCGGAAAUGUGGAGGCUGCUUAAGUGGUCUGCUGAUUCUGCUUGCACUUUGGAGCAUAAUUGUGAAUAUAUUAUUGUAUUUCCCAAAUGGGCAAACUUCCUAUGCAUCCAGCAAUAAACUCACCAACUACGUGUGGUAUUUUGAAGGAAUCUGUUUCUCAGGUAUCAUGAUGCUUAUAGUAGCAGCAGUUCUUCUUGUAUUGGAGAAUGAUAGCAACUAUAAAUGUUGCCAGAGUGAAAACUGCAGCAAAAAAUACAGGACACUGCUGUCGAUGAUCUUUUCUGCCCUUGGAAUUGCUUUCUCUGGAUACUGCCUGGUCAUAUCUGCUCUGGGCCUCGUUCAGGGUCCCUACUGCCGCACUCUGGAUGGCUGGGAGUACGCCUUUGAAGGCACGGCAGGACGCCUGGAAUCAUUUGAAUGACAACAAAAAUAUUUUCCACUAUCAAGAUGCCAUCCAUCUGUCUCAUAUCUAUUAUAGACCUUAAGGCAAUAUUUAAAUGAUGGUGAUUUCUCCGUUUGGUGUUUUUUGAGCCUGCUUAUAAAAUUGAUAGUCCUCACUGAAAGUGCCAACUAUGUCACUCUUCAAUUUGGAAUUUUUUUCUAAGCAAUAUGUGCCAGGAUCUUCAGGAAUAUCCAUAUUCUUUGGUCAAACAAAUCCAUUUCCAAUAAUCUAUUCUAUGGAAAUAAAUAAGAAUAGAAGAUAAAACUUUAUGCAAAUACAAAUAAUGCAAUAUUAUUUAAUAUUCUAGAAAAUUAGAAAUACCCCAAAGUUUAACUUUAGGGGAAGGAUUAAAUCAAGAGUAGUACAUUAGUUGUAAUAUUAUAUAGUCAUUACAAAUUAUGAUACACAGUCAUUACAAAUUAUAUUUUAAGAUUAUGAAUACUGUUAAUUAAAAAAGCAGAUUACAAAUUUAUGUUUACAAUAUAAACAUAACCAUCUAAGAUAAACACCAAAUAAUCAAAAUUUAGGAGAAAAACUCAAUCUAGAAGGAUUUACAGAAAAAUGUCAACUGUCAUUUGUCUGGAUGAUAGGUGACCCUUCCUACUUUUCUCUAUUUCCCAAGUUUUCUUUAUCAUGUUUUAUAAUUAACACAUAUUUUAAAACUCAUAUUUUUACUAUUAAAAAUGUUUGCUUUUAGCCAACCUUUAAAGAUAUAUACUUUUUCCACAUGUUUUCCCACUUUGAGUAUCUGUAAACAUCAUAAAAUAAUGCUUCAACCCUUCAAUAAAGAAAGUAUUGAGAUAGAAAAGACAAAAAAAAGGGGGCACCUGGGUGGCUCAGUUGUUAAGCGUCUGCCUUUGGCUC
Molecule: messenger RNA, 1565 nt
Organism: Leptonychotes weddellii (Weddell seal)
Lineage: Eukaryota; Metazoa; Chordata; Mammalia; Carnivora; Phocidae
Source: RefSeq, a predicted model, not a curated record